Molecule: messenger RNA, 4428 nt
Organism: Protopterus annectens (West African lungfish)
Lineage: Eukaryota; Metazoa; Chordata; Ceratodontiformes; Protopteridae
Gene: HJV
Product: hemojuvelin BMP co-receptor
Exons: 6
Coding region: 556-1782 (408 amino acids)
Biological process (GO): BMP signaling pathway
Cellular component (GO): plasma membrane
Molecular function (GO): coreceptor activity
Source: RefSeq, a predicted model, not a curated record
ACGAAGGGUGCUGAUGGACUGCUGUGUGGACAGGAGAAGGGCUGCAGGACUUUAAGUGAAGUAGAAUCUGAAAUAGCUCUACUGCUGCCUAAUGACAGUGAGUGUAGGAUGUGUGAAAUCAUAUGAUUGGCAGGAAGUGGUUUCAGGAACUUGAAGGGAUAUACUCAAUACAGUUUGAUUGCCUAUUCUGUUGUGGAGAGGUAAGUGAGUGAACUAUUUUCUCUUCCACUGCAGGACAGAGUAAAUUCCUUCCUAACUUACUGUGCUCUCCUUGGAUUAUGUAAUGUACUUAGUGUAAUUUCCUAUGGCCGAAAAAGACAAGAAAAUUCAUACAUUCCUGAUGAGUUACUAAAAGAAGAGGAAAAUCCCUAUUACGCAGUAGGAUCACAGUGUUAUUUUGUCAAGCCUAGCUCAUAAACAGCAGUCCACUGAAGAAUUCAGUGUAAUAUACAUCUGUAAAUGACAACCCCCUACAGCUGCCUCCAAUACACAAUCCCCUGGACACUAGUAACACACAGUGGCCUGAGAGGGGGGCUCUGAGCUGCACCUGCAUGGAUGGGCAUGGGGAAACCAGAUGGCCUCAGGAAAGCACAGCAGUUGGAUGGUGUUUUCUUCAGCUUUAAGCUCCUGCUGCUUCUUCUCCUCUGCAAACAAGUGAGCUCCCAGUGCAAGAUACUGAGAUGUAACUCUGGUUUUGUAGCAGCAACACUGAAUCUGAGAGGAUCGAGUAAGAAUGCUGCUUACUGCAAUGCUCUACGCUCCUACUCCAGCUGCACCCGUAAGACAUCCCAUACCUGUCGUGGAGACUUAACCUACCAUUCUGCUGUCCAUGGAAUUGAGGAUCUUAUGAGCCAGCACAACUGCUCUAAGGAUGGGCCUGUCUCUCCUCCACGACUGCGGCCACCAUUGCCAAACCGUGAGGGAUUAGAACUACCAGAUGUCUGCAACUAUGAGAGGAACUUUCACUUUAAACAUGGAAAGAACACUAGUUAUGUAUACUGUGGGGUUUUUGGGGACCCUCACAUGCGGACAUUUUACAAUGAGUUCCAGACGUGUAAAAUUAAAGGAGCAUGGCCUCUGAUUGACAAUAAUUAUUUAGCAGUACAAGUCACCAAUACUCCUGUAAGGAAGGAUUCCAAUGCCACUGUUACAAGCAAGCUCACAGUUAUAUUUAAAAAUGUCAAAGAAUGCAUUGAUCAGAAGGUGUACCAGGCUGAAACAGAUAACGUACCCGCAGCUUUUGAUGAUGGCUCAGCAAAUGGUGGUGAAAGACAAGGUGGAAAUAGCCUUACAAUCAAUGAAAAAGUGCCAGAGCGUCACAUUGAGAUCAAGGCAGCAUAUAUUGGGACCACUAUCAUUGUCCGCCAAGUAGGAGAUCACCUGUCCUUUGCCAUUCGCAUGCCUGAGGAGGUAGCAACAGCCUUCACAGAAGAACAAGACUUACAGCUAUGUGUACAUGGAUGCCCAUAUAAUGAGCAAAUUCACAUAAUGCCUCCUCCCACCAUAUCAUCCCUUGUUUCCAUGGAAACAGCCAGGACAAAAUGCAAAGAGAAACUUCCAGUGGAGGAUGCUUACUUUCAGUCCUGUGUAUUCGAUGUACUGAUGUUGGAAGAUACUAACUAUACAUUAGCAGCCUAUAAUGCCUUUGAAGAUACUAAAACAUUGCACCCAGAUUCUGAAAAACUGCACAUUUUCAAAAACCACGUGCAAGGGUGCCCACCACUUUCAGUGUCUCUUUUCAUAGUUAGUUUAUUUGCUGGGCUUCUAGUACAACUAAUUUAACAGGUCUAAUGUUACAAAGAUGUACAGAGACAUAACGAGCCAUGGAAGAAAACAUUCAAUUGCUAUAGCUCAACAAAAACAGUAAAUAUAUUUUAGAGUGAAUUCAUAUGCCCAGGUGACUCCCUCAAGACAAAAAACACCUGAAGCCAUCAUCCAUCAUAAAAAUGCUAUUUUAAGAACCCUUCAGUACUUGAAAUAUCUCCUGCUUUUUUUUUUCUUUAGGCAAUGUUGUCACACAGCGUGCAAGUUAUCACUUAGCUGUAUCUAUCGCUAAGAGUUAACCAGAACAUUUUCAAAGCAAUGUCAGACAAUCUGUCUUUGUGGAUCAUUUUUUUGGCAAUGAAAUAAUAAUUUAGGAAGUUAAGCUUCAGUAUAUAACAACAAUCCUUAAUGCUGUUUUGCCUCUUUUAGCCUAGGUUGUCAUUGUUGAUUUUUAUGGCUCUUGGCUCAGACUUAUAAUAAUGACUAGCUGGUGUUUUGAUUUGUUUUUUUUUUUUUUUUUUUAUGUGUCUAGCACAAAAAGUCAUGUAAGUCUGAACUUAGUUGCUGCAUAGAACUAAUAAAACAGGUCACAGAAAAUAAAUAUAUUUGCUCAUGACAGAUCAAGAGUAUACCUUUGCUAAGAUACUCUCUUAUCACCUGCAAUAUAUUGGUUCUCCCCAAAACCAAGUAUCACAUCCUUUGAACUUCUCCUGCACAUUUCUUCCAAUAACUCAUUAAUGAGGGGUACCCUCAUUUUUUCACUUUUCUAGUUCACUGUUUUGCUUAUUUAAUUCUCUUUCCCAUCGUCAAGCCUUUUCCUCUAGUGACUCCAAUUUCCUGCAGUGUAGGCAGACACUGUGUGUAUAUCUUGGUCCUUUCUGAUAUUUGGAUUUCGAUGAGUUGUGCCUGUUCUCAUGUUUUCAAAUGCUAAAGCGCCACUGUCAAACCUUAAUACUUUAAAUGUUCUUACUUUUUCCCCAACAUGCUAUCAAUCCCUUUUUAAAACAACACUCAUUGAGAUGGGAAUAUCCUUUUAAUAACAAAUGCUAUAACUGUAGCCAGUAAUCUAAAGAUGACCUGACCAGUUCCUUUUGUGGUGGUAAAUUGGUCACCUUUCACUAUGUUUUGUUGCCAGCAGCCUCCUACACCACUGUCAGUGACACACACCCGUGCUGCUGUCAUUGUAGUUCUGCUUCUGUUCUGUGAACAGUCAUUUUCACAUCCAAACUGGUUGAGUGGUAGAUGCACCUAUGGUCUCUGUCUUUAUCUCCACCCCUGUACAUUCCAUUGCAUCUUUAGUCAUUUCAGCUUGUUGUAUUUUUUUCUCUUCCCAAUUAUCCUGUGAACAGUGCAAUAUAGAACACCAAACUGCAAAGAGACACAGCAUGGACCCUACAGAAUGCUACCAAUUACUUUUUCUUGCUCUUCCAUUGUACAUCUGGUUGCCCAUAUGUGUGUUCUGCAGUCAGCUACCUCUUGCAUUACUCUCUGUAUGCAUUCAUAAGAGACCAUGACAUUUGUUUGCAAGCUCUCAUACCAAGUUUUAUUCAUCUAGCGAGAGAACAUUUUCCGGUUUGUCUGCUAACAGUCGUCCCUAGGAAGGCCGUGAUGGCAUUAGUUCAGGCACCAUUUUCAGUAGGAACAUGGGCAGCAUCUUUCCUGGACUAAAUCUUAACACCCUGCUUUUAAAAUGGGUCAUUAGUGAAGCUAACAUAUAAUAUAAAGAGUCCCACUAGAAAGACAAAUGCUACACAUGAAUUAACAAAGUUCAAAUUAGUUCAUCUUCUAAAAAAGAAACUCAUAAUAUUUUAAGGGAAAAGUCGAUAUCACUACCCCGAAAUUUCAACUGCAAAACCUUCACUAAGGAAACUCCCACUGCUGAAGUCAUACAAGGAAAAUGUCAAUUCUUGUCUGAGGUACUUCCUGAAUAAACAUUAACUUUCAAAUGAUAGCUCCCUCAAAAUUCAUCUUAUUCUUAGUAGAUCUGCCAUUCUGUGCCAUGGCAAAAACCAAGGUGAUUUUAGAAAUCAAAAACAACUACAGGCAAUAUAUUGAUGUAACUGGGCUAUGAAUAUACUGUAGUACAACUUAUUUAUUAUUAUGACAAAACAGCAAGCAUAUAUCACAAAUAACUGCUGUGUGACAGUUGCCUGCAUUUAAUAUUACUCUUUUGAAUUCAUUUCUAAUUUGUAUACCUGGAAAUAUUAGGUAUUAUUGGUCACCUAGUGCCAUAUAAUUGUAUUUUAUGAUAAAAUAUGAAAGAUACUUUGUCAGAUCAGAAAUUCUGACCUUUCUUCUUUAAGUUACCUUAACUGAUACUUUUUUUAGAAAUUGGAUGUAAAUGUCACCAUUAAUGAAAUAAUGGCAGCUGUUAAUGACACAGAUUCAACAAAAGGCAGAAAUACUGAUGUAAAAGCAUCUUACCUGAGAAAACUAUGCUGUACAGUCAUUGAUCUCAAUACAGCUUCAAUGCUUAUGCUCUUUGGGCAACUGUAGGUACUUUUGCUGCUGUCAAACACAUUCUUCUUUAUACGAUGUCCAGCAUGCAGUGGUGUUUAGAUGAAACAGUAAACAGUAAUAUAUUACUAAUAUAGUUAAUUAUUUAAUUCAGAACUAAAAUGUAAGUUGGUUAAAGUAAUUCCAAUAAAGAAGUAGUUUAUUUUA